CGACAGCACAAGAUAGAGUUCAAUUUGCUGGCAGCCAACCAACCAAACCAAACAACAACCACCACACCCACCACCAUCCUUGUUGCUUGCUUGCUUGACUCCUCGUCCUCCAUCAUCACGCUCACACUCCUCACCUUCACCCCCACGCUCCCCCCACACACACGCUCCCCACACUCCUCACGAUGAAGCCGCCGGUGCCUGAGGUGAAGGUGUCCCGGCAUGCGCUGUUCCUGACGCUGUCUUCGUUGGCGGUGGCACUGUGCGUCACGGUGAUUGCACUGGACUUUGCCUUGCUCAGCGUCUUCUACCUGAAGGUGCGAGACUCCUUCUACCACUUCCAGGACGUCAAGGAGUGCCCCGCAGCAAACGCCGUGCUCUGCUGCAGCGCCGUGCAGCAGUGCCCCUCGCAUCCAAACGCCACCCAGUGCGUCGACGACCACAGCUGGUCGGGAAACUGCUGCGUGCGCACGGACGACGUGGGCCUCUUCUACGUCGUCGCCGUCCUCUUCUUCGUCAUCUUCGUCGUGCAGGUGCUGGAUCUCGCCACCAAGGUCGUGCAGUGCCGAAACCCAUCCGAGCACGUCCUCGUCAAGUUGUGGGAGGUCUUGCUGGCGCUCAUUUCCCUGGGCAUCGCCGUCGGCCUCGUCGUCAUCUCGUCCGUGCUGAGCGGGUCCACCGCGCCCUUCUGCUACUCGGACGACGUCACGCAGAGACAGCUGCAGGCCGCAUUCGGCGGCUUUGUCAACCUGUUCCAGCUCAGCAUUGUGGAGGUCACCCUCAUCAGCAUCCUCACCGUGCUGGACUUUGUGCUCGUCUUUGGGAUCGUGCGCCCCAACAUGGAGAGGGUGCGGGAGAGGCGAGAGCGCAAGAAGCAGCGGCGACGGGAGCGUAGGGAACGACGAAAGCGUGCCAAGCAACGCGGAUCCGAUGCUACUAGUAGUGUUGAUGUUGGCAACGACGUCGUCUACGAUAUUGGUGAUGCGGAUGACGAUGAUGAUGAUGAUCACAAGGCGCUGGCAGAGACGACGCUCGAGAACAUCAGCGAUGCCGAUGACGAUGAUGGAGAUGGUGGUGGUGACAAUGACAUCAACCGCGGUGGUGCGCGGGGAGACAUGAUGGGCGAUGAUGAGGAGGACAUGGGCAUGGACAAGCCCCUCACAGAGAAGGUGGAGGGGUUUGGAAGCCACUGAAUGCUCGACGUGUGUGCUUGCGUGUGUGCGUGUGUGCUUGCGUGUGUGUGUGUGUGCGUGUGUGUGUGUGUCUGUGUGUGCGUGAUGUGUGUCUGUGUACGUGUGUGUGUCUGUGUCUGUGUCUGUGUUGAUGUAAUCGUGCAUUACUUUGUUUCAAAUGUGCGCGUGCGUCGUUUGUGCGUUGUCCCUCCUCCUGACUGUAACCGUCAUGACACUGUUGAUCAAUGCUAUGCACUGCACUCUUUUGUUCUUGUGUACAUUUGCAGAUUGCACAGCCCUCAACACGUUAUACCGACCUGUGCGUAUGUGUGUGUGUGUGUGUGUGUGUGUGUGUGUGUGUGUGUGUGUGUGUGU
This is a messenger RNA of Salpingoeca rosetta, 1544 nucleotides long. RefSeq lists its product as uncharacterized. NCBI's taxonomy places the organism in Eukaryota, Choanoflagellata, Craspedida, Salpingoecidae. Bases 183 to 1190 code for a protein of 335 amino acids. The transcript has a single exon. The record is from RefSeq and is a predicted model, not a curated record.